Messenger RNA from Rotaria sp. Silwood2, 1512 nucleotides. NCBI's taxonomy places the organism in Eukaryota, Metazoa, Rotifera, Eurotatoria, Philodinida, Philodinidae. The record is from the annotation of a GenBank genome assembly.
AUGUGGCUAUCGGCUGAUGAAACGAACGUGCUAGAUAACGCUUUGAUAACUAUGGAACAUCUUUAUCGAAGUGGUGUUGUUCAUAUUCAAUUAAGACGAUUGAUAAACGAAAAAUCCAAAUUUGAGAUCGAGUAUUCAAUCAAUAAAACUCAAACCUUGAUCAAGGAUGAUUCUGAAAAUCCAAUCGACGAAAAUGAUGGAUUUCUACAGCCAACAGAGCCAGAGAAAAUCAAAUUUGUCUUGACUACAUCUGAAGUCGAUGAUCAUAAACGGCAGCUGACAUUUUGUAAUGUGGAUCUUUCUGAAGCAAUGAAAUCGAAAAAAAUUUUAUUAAAUGAACAAUUGAAACUAUUGGACACGAUCAACAAUAUCUAUUCAACGAUGAUUCAGUUGGAAAUGGCUGGUCAUCCAGAUUAUCAAUUGAAAGAAGAAACUCUUCAAUUGUCUGAUCGUGCAGGUGAAAUUAGUCGAAUUCUAUCCGGAGUGAAAGAUAAUGAAAAUGAAGAGAUCGACAUUUUGAAAAGACUCGUUGAAAGACAAACAGAUCGACUUCAUUUGAUUCAUCAGCAAGUGGUACUCAACUAUAAACUUUGGUUAGAACAUUUGGAAGAAUAUCGAAAAUUGACACAUCUAUUACAAUUGUUCUCCAAUCGUCAAGUGAUGAUAUUGAUCAUUCUAUUAACUAAAUCAACACCAGAUAAUCGAAUGAAAUGGAAUUUCCUGAAAAAGUUACAUUUCAAAAGCGAUAAGAAUUUCAAUGAUGAUCGAGAACUUCAGUUAACAAUUAAAUCAUUGAGACACUAUUUACGUUCAUUGCGUUUGUUUACUUGUGAUCUAUCAGUAGAGAAUAUCCAACGAUUAUAUGACAAACACCAAAUACCGAAUAGAUCCAAUGGUGAAUCAUGCUUGCAGAAAUUAUCUGCAUUUUUGAAAGAACUUCUUAAUGAUGGAAAAGAAUUAUUUAUCGAGAGAACAGCAAUCAAUGACAAUCAGCAGUAUCUAGUCACAUUGACUCAUAAAGAUCAACCAGCUGAACCAAAUCCACUCGAUCAUGAUCUUGAUAUGGAAACAUUUUCAAUUCUUAUCAAUAUACUCAGUCAUCGUUUACCAGCAUCGUUUCAAAUCCUUUGGUGUUCUCGUGCAACAGAAGAUGAUAUUCGUUUAUUCUUCAUUCGUAUUAAAACAUUCUAUCACCUGACAUUUGUGAUUAUGGACAUUGACAAGAUGCAUCAUCGACUAAGAGAAAUUUUGUUCAAUGAACAAGACACAUUGACAAAAUCUGAUCGACCACAUGGUGAAGUUUAUUAUUUCUCAAGAGAACUAACGUCAAGAAAAGGAUUACGACCGUAUCUUGUAACGCCACAAAUACGAAACGCAAUGGUGGCCAAUGGAAAACUCAACGAGCUAUUUCAAAGUAGCAAUUUAAUCAAACCACGACUACGUGUGAUCUGCGGAAAGGCUGGUGUCGGUAAGUUGAAUAAACUCAUUUGUGCCAGCAAUGAUGACUUUUGA